Molecule: messenger RNA, 1126 nt
Organism: Eucalyptus grandis
Lineage: Eukaryota; Viridiplantae; Streptophyta; Magnoliopsida; Myrtales; Myrtaceae
Product: probable leucine-rich repeat receptor-like protein kinase At1g35710
Exons: 2
Coding region: 314-787 (157 amino acids)
Biological process (GO): protein phosphorylation
Molecular function (GO): protein kinase activity
Source: RefSeq, a predicted model, not a curated record
AUUUUUCAAUUUCAAUGGCAUUCAAUGUCCCUUCUUUUGUUAUUUGAUUUUCUUAUAGAAAUACGUUUACACAUUUAGAGCAUUCAAGUUUGAUGUUGAUGAGAAAGCCUUCUGACUUUCCUAAUAAGGAAGAAUUGGCAAAAGAGGUAAAAAAUUAUAAUCGAUCCAUCUCAUGGUUAUGAAAUUUGUGUUACCUAAAUGACGCAAGCAUCAAACGAGAUCCUCUAAACGCCCCUAAAGCGUAAACUCCCAUGGUCAAAUCAGUGUUAUAAGCAUAGAUUAAGUAGACAUUUGUUCUUGUAACUGUUACCUCAUGGGAAGCAAUGUUGUCAAUUUAAAAACAACUUAUAAUAAAGAUUAUAAAAAAACCAUGAAUUCUACACUUGCAGAGCUGGCUUAUUCUUCGAUUCCUACUGAAAAGUGCGAUGUAUAUAGCUUUGGAGUCGUCGCAUUAGAAACAAUCAUGGGAAAGCAUCCAAAAGAUCAUGUCUUUGAGGAAUGUUCAUCAUCCACCCAAACUGAAUUGCCAACACUGUUGAAGGAUGUGUUGGAUCAACGUCUCUCGCCUUAUGGACUUUGUCUUCAAGAUGCGCAAGAUGUAGUCGCAAUCGCCAAGCUAGCGUUCAUGUGCUUGCAAGCCAAUCCGCGGCUUCGACCGACUAUGAGACAAGUCUCCCGUGAACUUCGCGUUCAAGCAUCCCUACAAACGCCACUCCCUGCUAUCACCUUAGAGCAACUCCGCCAUCUCAAUGUCAGAAAUUUGGAGCAUUCACAGGGUUUGAGCUAGCCUCAACAUUACAUGAAUACUGCAAUGUUAAGUUUGGAAUCGUGGCACCAAAAAUAAUUAGGGACGGCCUUCGGGGAGAUCUAUUUUCAUGAUUAUUUCCAACUUUCUGCAGAGCGAUCAGCAAGUGAAUUUGCAAAAUGUAUUAAAUUGACAUCUCUUGCCUCCUUUCAAUAGAGAUGCAAACAGCAGCUUCUAUCGCUGGAAGAGAUAAUGAUAUCAGUAGCUUGUGCACUUAUUUGAUGUAUAGUGUCAUAAUUGAACUGUUAAUUGGGCCAUUCAUCUUACUUUUUAUUGAUGUCCACUAUUGUUCUAAAACUUUCGGUUGGUCCAAUGAAAUCC